UGCCACAGCCACUUCACCGAGAGGUUGUGCCUGCUUGUCUGGCGCUUUGGACUGUUCCUGUUUCCUCCAGACUUGAGUUACCAGUUUCAGCUGGUAAGAUGGAUGACACCGAGCAUGAACUCCAACGAGUGAUCCGUCGCCACUAUCGUGAAAAAAGGGAGCUACAAGAUCACAUCCAGACCCUGAAAGCUUCCGUCCCAAAGAACGACAAAGGAAGACGAAAGCAGUUGCUCUCUGACAUCGCCCGCCUCGAGGCCGAAAUGGAGCAGAGACACCAGCAGGAACUGGAGAAAUUUGGAGAAAAUCCUGACAGCAGUGUGGAUUCGGUUACAGCCGACCUCAAAAAGAUGAAUCUCGAGAAUAUGCCUCCAUGCCCAUCAAAGGCCCAGAAGCGGCGCAACCGAAGAGCUAACCUGGAGAGACGGCGGCGUCACGAAGGGAUGCCUGCGGCCCAGGCCGAACAACUGGCCGCUUACCGUCAUGAGGAGGAGGAGAAGAUCGCUGCCAUUCUUGGCGCCAAAAAUCUGGAGAUGAAGAACAUCCCUGCUGACGGCCACUGCAUGUACCGUGCCAUCCAGGACCAGCUGGUGUUCUCCGUGACAAUCGAGAGCCUACGAUACCGCACUGCCUACUACAUGCGGAAACAUAUAGAUGACUUCUUACCUUUCUUCACUGAACCCGAGGCCGGCAACUUCUACACCCAGGAGGACUUCCUGAGAUAUUGUGAUGACAUCGUGCACAGGGCUUCGUGGGGAGGCCAGCUGGAGCUGAGAGCCCUAUCGCAUGUCCUGCAGACCCCAAUCGAGGUGGUACAGGCCAACUCACCCAUCAUUGUCAUCGGGGAAGAGUACACCAGGAAGCCGCUCACGCUUGUCUAUCUGCACUACGCCUGCGACUUCGGAGAGCACUACAAUUCGGUGAAGCCCAUCGAGGUUGCUGGAGCAGUUAGAGGAAUGGCUCCGCGCCUCUUCUAG
Grammomys surdaster is the source of this 974-nucleotide messenger RNA. It is a transcript of the gene Otud6a, whose product is annotated as OTU deubiquitinase 6A. NCBI's taxonomy places the organism in Eukaryota, Metazoa, Chordata, Mammalia, Rodentia, Muridae. The record is from RefSeq and is a predicted model, not a curated record. The coding region runs from base 99 to 974 and encodes 291 amino acids. Gene Ontology annotation, molecular function: cysteine-type deubiquitinase activity. The transcript has a single exon. Gene Ontology annotation, biological process: protein K27-linked deubiquitination; protein K29-linked deubiquitination; protein K11-linked deubiquitination.